Panicum hallii is the source of this 1328-nucleotide messenger RNA. RefSeq names its product tobamovirus multiplication protein 3-like. Lineage: Eukaryota; Viridiplantae; Streptophyta; Magnoliopsida; Poales; Poaceae. The coding region runs from base 209 to 1066 and encodes 285 amino acids. The transcript has 8 exons. The record is from RefSeq and is a predicted model, not a curated record.
UGCCCAGCACAGCCGGGCACCAACCUGUGCCCCCCUGUUGCGGGGCGACGAAAGCGACGCGACGUCGCGACCCGCCCCGUAUAAAUCCACGCCGUCCGUCGCCGCCGGAGUCCCGCCGCGAGCACACGAUUUCCGGUCGGAGAGAGGAGGCCCUUUUGGUGGUGUCCUGUCCUUUUUUCAAGGAUCUCUCUCUGCGAGCCGGGCGGCGAUGGCGGCAGCGCCGGCGCCCCUGCCGGCGGCCGUCGCGGGGUGGUGGGAGCGCGUGAACGGCUCGCCGGCGUGUCAGGACGGGAUCUUCUGCGCCCUCGCCGUCCUCUACGGCAUCGUUGCCGCCGCCUCAUUCAUCCAAGUUGCCAGAAUACAGCGCAGAGUUCCUGAAUAUGGAUGGACGAUCCAAAAGGUCUUCCAGUUCCUGAAUUUCGUGGUCAAUGGGGCCAGAUGUUCUAUCUUUGCUUUCCGUCGCCUAGUGCAGCAAGUGAACCCUCCGAUCUUGCAGCAUGUUAUCCUUGACCUUCCGGGGCUUGCAUUCUUCACUACAUAUGCAGUGUUAGCACUUUUUUGGGCUGAGAUACUUUAUCAAGCGCGUGGACUAAUGACGGAUCGACUUCGAUCAGGGUUCUACACCAUUAAUGGUGUUGUAUAUGCGUUGCAGGGUUUUCUGUGGCUAUGUUUAUGGUGGAAUCCAAAUCAUUCUAUGCUAGUCAUUUCGAAGUUAUUCAUCGCAGGCCUUUCCUUUUUCACUGCAUUGGGUUUUCUGCUAUACGGAGGGAGGCUUUUCCUCAUGCUGAAAUAUUUCCCCCUAGAGUCAAAAGGGAGGCAACAAAAGCUGAGAGAGGUCGGCAGAGUUGCCAGUAUAUGUUUCUGUUGUUUCAUGGCACGGUGCAUAAUGAUGUGUUUCAAUGCGGUUAACAAAGAAGCUGACCUCGACGUUCUUGAUCAUCCCAUCCUUAAUUUCUUCUAUUACCUGCUUGUCGAAAUUCUACCUUCAUCACUUGUCCUGUACAUACUGAGGAGGAUCCCUGCAAAGCUACAGCUAUCGCAGUAUCACCUCCUCAGCAGCGGCUAGAGAGGAGGCGUUGUCAUCUUCUGAGCUGAAACCGUGGUGGCCGAUGCGGAGUCAUACCAAUGCAAGACCAAGUCCUUUGUAUAACACUUGUACAGGUAGCGAUCUGAAAUUUUCCUGUAGCCACCCGUAGCUGACCCUGUUAGUUCAGUGUAGAAUAUGCUGACCCAUGCAAUUAGUUGUUUCUUAAUGGUAUUGAGAGCACAUUGUAACACUGGAAAGAUGUGAAGAGCAGCGAGUCUUUCUAGAUGAGUUGAGCAGCAAG